Limulus polyphemus (Atlantic horseshoe crab) is the source of this 1161-nucleotide messenger RNA. RefSeq names its product cyclic nucleotide-gated cation channel alpha-3-like. The annotation marks the transcript as partial. Gene Ontology annotation, molecular function: protein-containing complex binding; monoatomic ion channel activity. NCBI's taxonomy places the organism in Eukaryota, Metazoa, Arthropoda, Merostomata, Xiphosura, Limulidae. Gene Ontology annotation, biological process: monoatomic ion transport; transmembrane transport. The record is from RefSeq and is a predicted model, not a curated record. Gene Ontology annotation, cellular component: membrane. The transcript has 2 exons.
CCUGGAGAGGGCAAGCAUCUGACGUUUUCUACGCCAGUGGCCGCUAUGAUGGUAGACGGGAGUCCUCGCCGGGCCAGUGGUGUACAGGUCGAAGUUGUGUCGAAGUGUAACGAAAAUCUUGUGGAGAGUCUAAAACCUAGUGGAUCUCAAGAGGCAGCUGAAGGUCGAAAAACGACAGCUUCGCCUAAAGAAGGCAGUAAUACCAGGAAUGUGACCAGUAGAUCCAGGUGGCUAAAGCUCAGGACCACCGUCCAACUGAGCGGAGCUAUUACUCACAGCCAGAAGAAGCCUCCAUUGAAACGAGAAGAUUCAUUUUUGAAACGAUUCUCAACUCGCCAGUUCCCCGAUUCGGUUUCUGGCGAUGGCAGCGCCUCCUACAAUUAUGAUACUCAGUUUGAACGCUGGAAAGGCUUACAGUGCCUCAGGGUGCUAUUACACGUAAUUAAUCCGGAUGAAAAUUUAUUAUUCGGUUGGCUCUGGUUGCUAACUGGUUGUGUGUUGUAUAACGCGUGGACACUAAUAGUUCGUCAGGCGUUUCCGGAGUUACACCAAGCAGCGGCUUCUUUUUGGUUCACAGCGGACGGGUUUUCCGAUCUAGUUUACCUCAUCGACAUUGCGGUACAAUUUAGGACUGGUUACUUGGAACAAGGUUUAAUGGUCGUAGAUGCCAAGAAAUUAGCAUUGCACUACGUGCGUUGCCGUCAUUUCCUCAUGGAUCUAGCGGCUCUGGUUCCUUUGGACCUCUUGCAGCUCCACGUGGGCACGAUACCACUAUUGAGGUUUCCAAGGUUCAGCAAAGUGUACAGAUCUUACAGAUUCUAUUAUAUGGUCGAGUCGAGAACUAUUUACCCGAACCUGUGGCGUGUAGUGAAUCUAAUUCAUAUCCUGCUCCUGUUAGCGCACUGGUUUGGUUGUUUUUAUUACAUGUUGUCCGAGUUCGAAGGAUUUCAGGGAGAAUGGGUUUACCCUAAACCGGAAGGGGAUUAUGCAACUUUGACCCGGAAGUACCUGGGCUCUGUCUACUGGUCAACAUUAACCCUUACAACAAUAGGAGACUUAGCAACACCUGCGUCAAAUCUCCAUUACACCUUUAUUAAUCUCGGCAUGGUGUUUAGUGUGUUACUACUAGUUACACCUUCUUUAAUAUCGGCAUGGUGUUUA